GGCAACACCGGUAGAUGAUUCAAGAAAAAGGCAAUUGGAUUUUUAGAAGCCGUGCGUUGUUGUGCCGCAAUCUUAGGAAAGCUCACGUUGAAUUCACUGAAAUUUUACUAGUUUCUUAUCUCUUAUUGUCCACUAGUUAACAUGUCGAAAGAAGAGGCAGCAAUUCCCCCACCCAUUAUUUGGGCUCAGCGAUCCGGUGUUGUUUUUGUAACAAUAAAUGUAGAAGACUGCAAAGAUCCAGACAUUAAGAUCGAAGAAGACAAAUUUUAUUUCAAAAGUGUAGGUGGCGUGGAGAAGAAAUUAUAUGAAGUCACAGUUCCACUAUAUAAAGAAAUAGAUCCAGAAAAAUCAGUGAAGCACGUUCGUGAACGACAAAUUGAAUUAGUGCUUAAGAAGAAAGAAGACAAAGGACCAUACUGGCCCCAUUUGACGAAAGAAAAGAAUAAGUAUCAUUGGUUAAAGGUCGAUUUCAACAAAUGGAAGGAUGAGGAUGAUAGUGAAGACGACAUGGAAGGCAUGGAAGGAGGAGGCUUUGAUGAUCUAAUGCGAUCGAUGGGUGGAAUGGGAGGUAUGGGUGGAGGUGACGACAAACCUUCAUUCGAAGGAAUGGAUGACGAAGACUCAGAUGACGAAGAUCUUCCUGACCUAGAAGAGUAACAGUGAUAAACUUAACACCAAUUCCAUUUCCAACCUUGUUUUUUGUAUAGCUCCGCGAAAGAAAAAGCGCAGAAUGAUCAGAAAAGUGUGUUUCUGGACAUAUGUCUCCGCUUUUCCUCACUUCUAAAUAGUUGUACUUGUAUUUAGUUUUUUCUUAAUUUUUCUUUUUUUUAAACUUUUAUCCAAGCCUUUGAUUCUGAAGUUAAGUAAGUGUAAUCAUUUGUUAAUUUGGCCUUAAACCAGUGUCAUUACAUAUAUGUAAAGCCAUCCUUUCCGUACUCAUUUUCAGUCGUUUACAUUGUUGUCUUUUGAGCGGCAGUAAGGUUUACGGAACCUUUAGAAAAUCUCUUCUUAAAUAUUAAAUAUGAAAGCCCUGUCUCCACUCGCCAGUUUUUUCGCAUGUGUGCAACUUGCACCAAGUGAUCCAAGGGGAGAACUGUGUGGAGAACCAAACUCAUGGUUUAACUCGAUUUCUUCCCUCUAAAUUUUGUUUUUAAAUCUAUAAAUUUUUUUUUUCUUUCAUUCCUCAGGCUUUACCAUGUCCUUCUUGUGUGGAUAAAAUAACCAGUUAAUUCUCAGGUUUAUGACCACUUUUCCCCUGUGUUCUCUCACAUUGGAAAGCAUAUAGAUUUCAUGAUCAUAAGUAAACUUUAGGAGACAGUGAUGAAGCUAGAGUAUUAUAUUGCAGAUAUUUCUUUCCCCUUCAUUUUUUCAUUUUGAAUAAUCGACUGUUAAUUUGUAUCCAUUACAGUUCCGGUUACUUAGGUUUAAAGUUUGUUUAUAGUUCAGCCAACUUUUAAAAUGGCUUAAUUUACCCUCUAGCUUUCCAUGUUCUAGAACAUGAUCGUCUUUAAUUUCAAUGAGCCCAUCAACUGCUUGCACAGUAAUUCAUUAAACUGUGAUUAAAAACUCUGUUGUGUUAGAUUUCAUAUCUAUGAGAUCUCUCCAAUUCUAACUUUAUUUAAUGCUACAAAUUGCCUCUUCCCCUUUAAAACUCUUUCAUCUCAAGAGCGCAGUACUUAGUAUGUGAUCUUCAGUUGAUAGUCCAUCUCUGUCUCUUGAAGUUUUCAAGUAAGAAAUCUGAAAUAUCUGUUUCUCAUUGGAGUUUAUUUUGUUUCAUCACGCAUAAUCACCAUUUUUUUUAACAGUUUCCUACUGAAGGCAGCUCAGUUUUCUCAGUGAACUUUUUUUUUGCCCUGCAGUUAUGCCAACUUUUCCAAUGGGAGUAAUUUUACUUCCAGUGGGGCUCUUCACAGACAAUAGUAGUUAAGCACUUACACUUUGUUUCGGGGUCCAUGUGAGCAAGUUUGAUGGCACCUUUUCCUUGCUCUUCCAAAGAUCUUUCUUUCCCUCAGUUUUUCAGGGUUUUUUACGGAACUUUUUCUAAAAUUAUACAUUUUUCCAACUCUGUUAUAAAAUUUAAAAACUCUCCAUUAUUUAUGCACCAAGGCAGUUCUCUUCUCAUCUGAUGAGAUAGUGCAUUUGCUCGUCCACAUACUUCCAAGAUUCAUCUUUUUCUUUCCAAUUUCUUCAACCAUGAUGUCGAUGAAGAAUUUCUGCAGUCAUGCUUAGUGAACCACACUUUAUUUCUGAAAAUGAUGGCUACCUUCGAGACUUGUAUGAAAUAUGUGGUUAAGAUCAGUGUACAUUUCACAACUGUCUAUUCUUUGUUUUAUUCGAAUUUCUUUUUUAUGCGUGAAUAAAUUUUUACACCAUUUUCCAGUA
This is a messenger RNA of Bemisia tabaci, 2382 nucleotides long. RefSeq names its product cytosolic prostaglandin E synthase (gene p23). Gene Ontology annotation, cellular component: nucleus; cytosol. Gene Ontology annotation, molecular function: Hsp90 protein binding; protein-folding chaperone binding. Lineage: Eukaryota; Metazoa; Arthropoda; Insecta; Hemiptera; Aleyrodidae. Gene Ontology annotation, biological process: protein folding; chaperone-mediated protein complex assembly. The record is from RefSeq and is a predicted model, not a curated record.